AUGAAUUUGAGAGGUUUUUGUAAGAAUUCUAUACCAAGCAAAUCGAUUGCCGAAAGAAAGGGAAAGAAACACAACGUGUGGACGGUAUGGACGGCGGCGGCGCACAUCAUAACGGCGGUGAUCGGGUCCGGCGUGCUGUCGCUGGCCUGGGCCAUGGCGCAGCUGGGCUGGGUGGCCGGGCCGCUCACCCUGGUGCUCUUCGCCGUCAUCACCUUCUACACCUGCGGCCUCCUCGCCGACUGCUACCGCGUCGGCGACCCCGUCACUGGCAAGCGCAACUACACCUACACGGAGGCCGUCCAGUCCUACCUAGGCGGAUGGCACGUCUGGUUCUGCGGCUUCUGCCAGUACGUGAACAUGUUCGGCACCGGCAUCGGCUACACCAUCACCGCCUCCACCAGCGCCGCCGCCUUGAAGAAGUCCAACUGCUACCACUGGCACGGGCACAAGGCGGACUGCAGCCAGUACCUGAGCGCCUACAUCAUCGGCUUCGGGGUGGUGCAGGUCAUCUUCUGCCAGGUGCCCAACUUCCACAAGCUCUCGUGGCUCUCCAUCGUCGCCGCCAUCAUGUCCUUCUCCUACGCCACCAUCGCCGUCGGCCUCUCGCUGGCGCAGACCAUCUCGGGGCCCACGGGGAAGACGUCGCUGACCGGCACGGAGGUCGGGGUCGACGUCGACGCCUCGCAGAAGGUCUGGAUGACGUUCCAGGCCCUCGGCAACGUCGCCUUCGCCUACUCCUACACCAUAAUCCUCAUCGAGAUCCAGGACACGCUACGGUCACCUCCGCGCGAGAACGAGACGAUGCGGAAGGCGACGCUGAUGGGCAUCUCGACGACGACGGCCUUCUACAUGCUGUGCGGCUGCCUGGGCUACUCGGCCUUCGGCAACGACGCCAACGGCAACAUCCUGACGGGGUUCGGCUUCUACGAGCCCUACUGGCUGGUGGACUUCGCCAACGUGUGCAUCGUGCUCCACCUGGUGGGCGGGUUCCAGGUGUUCUGCCAGCCGCUGUUCGCGGCGGUGGAGGGCGGCGUGGCGCGGAGGUACCCGGGGCUGGGCCGGGAGCACGCGGCGGUGUUCCGGCUGGUAUGGCGGACGGCGUUCGUGGGGAUGAUCACGCUGCUGGCCAUGCUGAUGCCCUUCUUCAACAGCAUCCUGGGGUUCCUGGGCAGCAUCGCCUUCUGGCCGCUCACCGUCUUCUUCCCCGUGGAGAUGUACAUCCGGCAGCGGCAGAUCCCGCGGUUCGGCACCAAGUGGGUGGCGCUGCAGAGCCUCAGCUUCGUCUGCUUCCUCGUCACCGUCGCCGCCUGCGCCGCGUCCAUCCAGGGCGUCCGCGACUCGCUCAAGACCUACACGCCCUUCACCACCAAGUCGUGA
Triticum turgidum subsp. durum (durum wheat) is the source of this 1377-nucleotide messenger RNA. Lineage: Eukaryota; Viridiplantae; Streptophyta; Magnoliopsida; Poales; Poaceae. The record is from the annotation of a GenBank genome assembly.